AUGCAAAAAACCAAAAACAACAAGGAAGAAACAAUUUCCCCAGCAAACAUGGACAAGCAGGAUUCUGAAUCCUCAACAGUUCAGAACGGGACUACAUGCGAAGCUCUCGACUGCGUCCUCAUCACCACUCGCAACGACGCGCAAAAAAUGAACCUCGCUCAAGCAGAAGCGAGGCUGAAGGUGGCAGCAACCAAUGCAAAGGCAGCAGCAAACAAUGCAAUACUUUAUGUCGGCAAGGCAGUACAGCCAGACUUUAGUCGGCUGACCUGCGGCGGCACCAGAGUCACAAGCUUACGCCUUUUAACCAGUGUUCAUCCGGCGCACACUGCAGGUUCCCCCGCCCCCAUGCCUGCGAAUGCCCCACCUACCAAUGCCUCCUCGAAUGAAGACAAAUUGCCUGAACGCGUCGACUUAAUGUCUAUCGGUGACUUCACUGACGACGACUUGGAGGCUAUCAAUUACAGUCUUCAAGGUGACCAAGGUUAUCGCUUCUCGUAUCCAGAAGGCGGCUAUCGCCAGUAUCACGGGUUUCUGCCUGAGGAGGGACCCCGCAGUCCAGCAGACGAUCGGACUUUGAUGUUCGAUAACGAUUCCUCCACUUGGGUCCCAAUUCCACCUGGGUUUACAGCCCCCCACGUUAUCGAGGACUACAUCGAAGCAGUCAACGAUGUCCGAAAGCUUAGUCGUAACUGCAGCUCCUAUGUUCACCCAGAGGCGAAGAGGGCCUUUCAAGAAUUAAACAACUCUCGUGGGCGGGACGAUCCGGAACUUAAACUUGUCUGCGUCAACUAUCUGUCUCUCGACGAAGAGAAGGGAUUACAAGCGGGGUUGAACGAGGAGGGUGCCGUUUACAAGUUCAAAAAGCCAUGGGAGGAAGGUCAUGUGCGCUAUCACGGACACUUACCUCGAGAAGGUCGGCAAAACGCAGCUGACAAACUCACGGAAAUCUGGGAUGAGACCAAGAACAAAUACGUCGGCAUUCCUGAUGACCAUACGGUCCCUCACGACCCACAAGAUUAUGUCGAUGCGGUGAACUGGGAGAUUGUGCACACAGAGGAAAUUCGUCGUGCAGAGGUUGCACAGGCCGCUCGACGUGCUCAGGUUAAUUAUGAUGAAUGGGACGCACCAGAUCCCAUGAUUGAGAGUGAUCUCAGCGGUUCAGAUUGGGAAGAGACACGAUGGGAGAAGAGGGCUCUGGCUAAGUCUAGCGGAAAACCAGUUUCAGAUACGGAUGAGGAAGACGAAGAGGAAGAACGCGAGAUGCAGCAUGAACUGCAAGAAGAGGCGCGCUCAUCAGCUGCCGUCCCUGUCGUAACUAUCAAGAGGUCUGACUCAGAUUUGGAGAUGGGUUUGCGUGGGGGGCCUCCGACCUCAUCCGACGCUUGUUGGGAGGCUUUGAGAGCUUCGUUCACGCCUGCCCAAAAAGAUGCAGCAUGCAUCUUGAGAAGCUAUGGGUUGACAUUGAUGCCUGAUGCGCUGCUCACCGAAGCCAACGAAAUUUCCUCGAAAAAGCUGUCCCUCUUGGAGUCGGCGAUGUACCCAAUGCUCGGAAACAUUGUGUGGCAACUUGCUGGAAGGAUAGGCAAUCUCUAUGGUCGCACAGCUCAGUUCGCCAUGGAGAGGGCGGGUCUUUUCCAGAAGGAGAAGAGGGCCCCAAACCGAUACAAUCUAUACAAGUCUUUUGCCAGCCAAUCAAAACCAGAGGAUGGCAAUAAAGAGGGUCUGCUACUUUGGAACAAAACUAACAACGAAGAAUACAGAAAGCUCAUGGAUGGAGCAACGACAAAAGAGGAGAAAGAUGAACGCAUCAAGGACGCCGUAAAGUUCCUCCAGGAGCAGGUUACUGAUGAGGGCACCAAUGUCCGCGAUGCGAGCCUCCGCUUUGCAGAUAACCUCAAGGCAAUCACGGACCUUAUAACUAACAUCAAACGACGUGAUCGCUCUUUUGACUUUGCAGGUAUAAUGGUUUACAGCGGGCAGAACGCAACGGCGCGUAAUAAGUCUGGUUUCUUCAUGAGCUCGUCAGAACUUCAAGAUCUCUGCAAGCGUGAACAAUGGCCGAUAGCCAUGCUGACAGAUGUUUUCGUUAGCAAAGUCCGGGCGAUGCACGCGGACCGCAUAAUCAGGGACCAAGUCAUACAGCAUGGCAUGGCGUCAUCGGCGACACCUUCCGUGGUCACCAAAAGAUCGACUGCCGGCCCAUCGACUGCCAGCCCACCGAGUGCUCGCCUAUCGACUGCUGGCCCGUCGACUGCUCAGGUGGCAAAGGCAUCGAUCAUCACAGUUGCUGCGGACGAAAAGAUCCUACCCAACGCAAAAGAUCGCCAGAGGCAAUUCUCCGAUUUGUUUCUAAAUCUUCUAAAUAGUUACUUGCCUCAAAAAGAGCUGCGGAAGUCAGUUCCUUGGACAACAUGGCCCAACCUCGCCUACCAGUUCCAACUCGUUAUCACUGGAUGGGAUUCCACGAUGCUCGACGUUGGUUUCUGCAGGUCGUUUGUCUCUACAAAAAUCCAGAACAGGCAAUGGAUGCAUUUCUCCCUUCUCGUGAUCAAGGGCAUUCUCCAAAUCAAGAGCUGGAAUGCAGAUCAAAAACAGAUUGCUGAAGCCGACGCGCGCUUCGGUGAAAUCCCGGUCAUUCUCAACCAGCAGGGUCUCCCGAUGGUCUUCGUCAAAGACUCAAAUAAGUGGGUCCGUGGCAACUGCCUUAUCUCAACUACAGUCAACAAACAGCAACACAACGGUACGCCGAGCUCUCCGGCCUCGAUCUCGUCCCCUCCUCCUUCGCCAGGGCCAUCCAAGAAGCGUUUGCGUGACGACGCAAUGUCCCUUCCCGAUGAACGCGAAGAUGCAAGGUCUGUGAGGGAUUACCGCCCUAUUCCGAAACACAAGCAAGCGCAAGAGGAGCCUGAAGCAAAGCGCCAACGUCGUGUCUCCUUUGUCGGCCUUUCCGACAAUAUGUUCUACAAGAAGUACCGUCAGGCGACUCAGCCGGUUCAGCCAGUUUCGUUCUAUAAUCCGCUCCGAAAUCAGUCGACAUCUUCAUCCUCUCGAUCCGAUCCGACAUCGCAGCAAUCUGUCUCAAAAACACGUUGGCGCUGGCAAGAAGAACUAACUAACUCUUGCAUCGUCAUGCUGUCACUCCUUUCUACCUUUGUACAUGCUUUCGUGAUUGAUAUUUGCUUACUAUCAUAUUUAACAUCACCCCGUUCUACUGACUUACACUCUUAUUUGGAGAUCAUUUGUGAAAAUGUCUUGCUUAAAGUCAUCCAAUCUUAA
Molecule: messenger RNA, 3276 nt
Organism: Laccaria bicolor S238N-H82
Lineage: Eukaryota; Fungi; Basidiomycota; Agaricomycetes; Agaricales; Hydnangiaceae
Exons: 13
Coding region: 1-3276 (1091 amino acids)
Source: RefSeq, a predicted model, not a curated record